Ipomoea nil (Japanese morning glory) is the source of this 981-nucleotide messenger RNA. Its product is annotated as putative disease resistance protein At1g50180. The coding region runs from base 1 to 981 and encodes 326 amino acids. NCBI's taxonomy places the organism in Eukaryota, Viridiplantae, Streptophyta, Magnoliopsida, Solanales, Convolvulaceae. The record is from RefSeq and is a predicted model, not a curated record. Gene Ontology annotation, biological process: defense response to other organism. The transcript has a single exon.
AUGGCUCGGUUGAUGUCCACAAGAGGUGAUGCUCCAUCAAAAUGGAGGAAUGCUCUCAAAAGCCUUGACUACUACUCACAAGAAUUUGAAUCUGAAGCAGGUGGCAGUCUAGCAUCUCUCAAUAGAGCCUUGUUGAGUUAUUAUGAACUGCCGACUUACCUCAAGUCAUGUUUCUUAUAUUGUGAAAUGUUCCCCAAAACAUAUGGCAUUUUUGCCCAAAGGUUGAUACGCAUGUGCAUUGCGGAGGGGUUUAUUAUCAAGGAUGACCCCCAUAGUGGCAGUGACAGAACACUAGAGCACAUAGCAAGGGAUUACUUCCUUCAGCUCAAAAAUAGAAGUUUGCUUCAGAUCAUUCCCGAUGAGUACAAUGGUAAAGAGUGGGGAAGAAUCGAAAUGCACGACCUUUACCGUGUUGUGGCGUGUGAGGCGAUUAGAAGGGAAAUGUUUGCUGAAAUCAUCAAAUUGGAGCAAAGUAGCUGCAGGAAACUUGAGUGGAAGCAAAGGUUUAGUUUGAUCAUCCUGGAUGAGGAGCAAAAGGUUCAGCUUGACAAUUGCUACGAAAAUAUGAAGAAGCUACAUACACUCAUCAUCAACCACUGUGAAAGGAUUAUUGCUGUGAAUUCAUUCCCUCAGAUGCUCCAAAACAUGAAGUUACUCAGAGUUUUUGUGUUGGAAUGGUUACCUGAUGGUAUGGUGGAACUGCCCAAUGAGGUUGGGGAUCUAAUUCAUCUUAGCUACUUAAGUCUGUCUGGUCAUAACGUGACACAUCUUCCUGAUUCAUUGGGAAGAUUGCACAAUCUACAGACAUUGGAUUUAAAAUCCACUUUGAUAAAUAGUUUGCCUAAAUGCGUGUCAGAGCUUAUGCAGCUAAGACAUCUCUUUGGAGGUGAUGAAUUACAGGUGUCAGAUAUUGUAUUCACAUUUUCUCAGCUUCAAACAUUAUCUGGCAUACUAAUUAAUACCAUCCAAGCAAGAGAUUAG